UUGACAUCAAUGUUGACCUUUUUCACCAGUAACUAUGGAAAGUAGCAGAGAUGUAUCAAUGAAGUUAUCUAUACAGGAAGGCUUUUUAAAUUCAAAGGUGUUAACCGAAAAAUGGCGACUUCAGAGCUUUCUCGUCCUAGGAACAGAAAGUGGUGCUUACAAACCAGGAAAUAAAGAUAUUCGAAGGAAGGAAGUAAAUAGUAUUGAAAGUUUGAUUGACCUUGGUGAUGGCCCGGAUGUUGUCAAGACCAUAUGUUUGACAAAUAAGGCGGGAAGGGGUUGUCACCGACUACCUGUGAUGUACGCAUUGGCUUUGUGUACUCGGUCCACCGACUCCAUCACAAAGGAAGCUGCUUAUGCUGCGCUCCAGGAAAUAUGCCCGGAACCCUCAGACUUACUGACAUUUGUCAUGUUUUGUGAAAUGGUGAGCGGGGGAACAGGAUGGGGUAGGGCACAACGUCGGGCUAUUUCUGACUGGUACAACAGCUUCAAGGACAGGCCUCUGGAAUUAGCAGAGGGAGUUACGAAGGAACGGAGUAGCGGUCAGUGGACUCACAAAGACAUUGUCAGAUUGUCUCAUGUAAAACCAGUGUCCGCCUUCGUCCAGUUGAUCAUAAGAUAUAUCACCAAAGGUCUUGUCGAGGCAAAGAAAUUGCCGUCGCCAGUUGAUCCUGAUCAAGCUAAACAGUGGCAAGGCAUCUUAAGAUACUUCGAGGCAGUUGAACAGACACGGCAACAUACCGGAAGUAUGGAAGUAGAGGGGAAGCUUGACAUCAUAAGGGAACAUAGACUAGAACCAGCACAUUUGUCUGUUGCUCUGCUGAGAUCCCCUCUCGUUUGGAACGUGUUGCUGCAGCAUAUUCCUCUUAAUCUAGUAAUUCAGAAUAUUUCCAAGGUAGAUGAUACCCCUGACCAGAAAACAGUUCUGGAAAGAUUGGAAGAUGAGAAUGAGCUUCAAAAAGCACACGUGAAACCAUUCGAAAUAUUGAUUGCAAGGAAAGAAACCAAGAAUGAGAAUGUCAGGACAACUUUAGCACGAUCUUUCGAGAUUUGCGUUCGCCAUGUAAAACAUACAGACAAAAAAUAUUCUGUGAUAAUGGCCGUCGACGGUAAAUUGGAUACCGAUUUACAUGGUACAAAAUCAGGUACUGUAAAAGAAGCCAUAGCCACAACAGCAAUAACAAUCGCGAGAGUAACACAUCCGGAAUCGGAGAUUGUCACAUAUCCUGCCGGCAAGGAGAAGACGAAGUUAGAUAUCCCAAAGACAAACGCCCUUAAAUAUUUGUACGAACAUGCCCAAUUAAAUGGGACAAAUGCCACCUUUGUAAAGGAUGUAGAGAAUGCCUUGCGUUUAAAGGAUGCCGUGGUAGUGUUGAUGCACUCACCACCUGAUAUAUUCAAGAAAAGAUUGUCCUCGUUAUUUCCCCGUAAAGUCUCAACUCGAUUGGUAGUUGUCAAUUUUGACAAAGACGAUGACACGGUGAUAAAUUCCAAUAAUCCAUUUUUGCUGAACGUGAUAGGAUUCGAUGGCAAUACCAUUGAAGCCAUCAUGCGUUUUGUAGAAAGACACGAAAACACGGCGUUGAACACGGGAAUCUAGAAAUAGCCGUUGUUUCUGGUGAUAAAGACAGGAAACAUUAAGACGUUAACAUGUCGACAUUUCCUUUACACUCUUCGCGAGUUCUGAUUGUUUUAAUCAAUUAUUUGAUCGAAUGUGUGUGUGGGUUUUAUUUUUACAAUUUUAUUAUUUUCUUUUCAUUACCUAGUCCGGUUAGCGUUAUACCAAUGCUUAUUGUUCGUUCGUUUUUUUCUGAAAAUUGCGAUUCUAGCCAAGAACAACUCGGUUGAUUUCGAUUAAAAUUGGUCAAUAGUAUCCUUGUGGAAAUGACUAAUUUUUGCGACACUUAAUUUUGUAUAAAUAGUAGGCUACCCCACCUUUUUGUGAAAGAGAGCGGAGAGGCCUUUGAGAAAUUCUUAACAAUGCUACAACGAACAGAAGUGUUACGUGUGAUUACUUAAAUAUCGAAGCAUAUUGUAAAUUCUUACUGAUGUGAACUAUAAAAUAUCACAAUA
Ylistrum balloti is the source of this 2073-nucleotide messenger RNA. Its product is annotated as RNA-binding protein RO60-like. NCBI's taxonomy places the organism in Eukaryota, Metazoa, Mollusca, Bivalvia, Pectinida, Pectinidae. The record is from RefSeq and is a predicted model, not a curated record. The transcript is spliced from 2 exons. Gene Ontology annotation, molecular function: RNA binding. Bases 35 to 1600 code for a protein of 521 amino acids. Gene Ontology annotation, cellular component: ribonucleoprotein complex.